UAGUGCAGUGUUGUGUAGAAACAGGACACAUAUCAAGUGAGGGAGAGAACAGGGACGGACGGGAAUCAACACUCUCUCAGCUCUCAUGGCUCCAUUUCUGCUACUGUUGUUUCUUCUGUCUAAAGCAGCUUCUGAUGAGAUUGUGGUAGUGCAGCCUGGAGAUAACAUCACUCUGAACUGUAAGGCUCCUGAUCCCUCCAACAUAGUUUUAAAGUGGAUCAGACCUGACCUGGAGCCCAAGAACAAUUACGUCUUCUUUUGCAGAGGUUCUCAACCGCAAACAGGAAACCAGUAUGACCAGUUUAAGGGCAGGGUGGAGCUGAUGAAAGUAGAUCUGGAGAAUGGAAACAUUUCGAUAAUUCUGAAGAAUGUGAACUACAACGACAAUGGAACAUAUGAGUGUCGAGUUCUUUCUGGUUCCAGACGCAGAAAGAGAGAAGUUGACCCGCUCACAACCAUUAAAAAAAUCCAGCUGCAGUUUACCGACCCAGGUUCCAAGGACAAAAACUCCACUCCUGCAGGCCGAUAUGUUGGACUGGCAGCAGGUGUUGCAGGUGUAAUGUUUGCUUUUGUUGUUGCAGUGGUUAGUGUCCGGAAAUAUAAAAGACUUCGGGACAACAGACCAGGAACGCCUGCUGAUGAUAAAGCAGGAGACGUUCAGCUCCUCUAACAACUCCCAGAGCUCUUUACACCUGACUGUUUUCUCAUGUGCCGUAUAUACAACAUGAUUUCCAUUACUUCUGUGGGUGUGAGGUCAUGUGUAAAUCUGCUAUUUGAUCUGUUUGCCCCCUCCGUGAAUCUCCACCUUAACGUGGUGGAGGGGUUUGUGAGUCUGAGUCUGGGAUCUGUAUUAUCUGGAGCUCUGAUGGCCCCAGAGGAGGCUCAGACUGAGAGUGAUUCAAACCUUUCACAUUUAGAGAAAUAGAAUAUUUUACUUGUAAAAGUAAAACUACUGUUGCUCUAAAGAAAAAUACGUUACGUAAUUAAAAGUACUUUUACUUUCAAUACAUGUUCCUCAAGUAAAAACGAUAUGACUCGAUAUUUGAUACUUGAAAAAUGUGGUCAGAUAAAUUAAAAUGUAAGUCAGUCAGUAAAGAUGUACUUGAACAGCAGAGUGAGGUUUGAAUGAAGAACACAGAGGUGCUCAGACAAGAUCAAAUCAGCAGCAAUACAAAAAAAAUGCUUUGCUCCAAUAAUGUACUCAGCGCUGAUAUAUCCCUUUUAACACCGUGAAAUAUGAGCAGACGGAGCACCCACCAAAUAUCUUAUAAUCAGGUGUUAAGAGGUCUUCAACCUGUAAUGUCUGUCUGAUCAAGUUGAUUGCACAUUUUUUUACGGAGUGAAUUUUGCAUUUUAGUUUUCUGCUGGGUAAUAUAACAACCCGUUCUCAUUCCAAACUCGUAAAAUAAGUACGUUUGGGCAGUGUCCUUCAGCGUCUGAUGCGACGAAAAAGGCACCCUUCGGCGUAUUUAUGUAACGUACUGGGGAGAGCCGCAGUUGAAUGACAUUUAGCGAGUGGUAUGUAAGGGGAAAGUGCUGCGUCAUGUUGCCUGCUGUUGCCGGCAUAUUUCCAGCUAAUGAUAUGAAAUCAACUAACAUUGAAUGGUUUAAACUGAUGAGUUGAUUACAUUGUGAAUAUUGUUGAUAUUUGUAAUUAUAAAAGCAUGUAAUGCAGCUCAGAAUAUCUGUCUCUAAACAAGAUGUUAAACUGCAUUCAUUAUCUAUGAAAUAGAAUUACAUGAUGUUUGCAAAAGGAAAUGUUAUGAAAUGUAAACUAUACCAAAGUGAUGAUCUUUGCAAGGUCUUGAUAAUUAUUUAAUAUUAAUCAAUGGAUGAAAUAAUAAUGAUCAGAGACAUGACGGAAGUUGAUAACUCAGUUUUAACAUUCAGAUACCUUAAUGGGCUUUAAACUGUUUUACUCUUUUAUCUCAUUCUGAUAAAUAUUUUAUUUUGCUACAUGUUGAUCUUCAAGUUAUUUUUAUAUAUUCAUAGUUGUGUGUUUUUUAUUCUUUGAACACAAAUAAAGCCGCUCCAAAUAUCCAACCUCA
Molecule: messenger RNA, 2048 nt
Organism: Perca fluviatilis (European perch)
Lineage: Eukaryota; Metazoa; Chordata; Actinopteri; Perciformes; Percidae
Product: butyrophilin subfamily 2 member A1-like
Exons: 3
Coding region: 86-670 (194 amino acids)
Source: RefSeq, a predicted model, not a curated record